Xenia sp. Carnegie-2017 is the source of this 1125-nucleotide messenger RNA. RefSeq names its product WD repeat-containing protein 76-like. Gene Ontology annotation, cellular component: nucleus. Lineage: Eukaryota; Metazoa; Cnidaria; Anthozoa; Malacalcyonacea; Xeniidae. Gene Ontology annotation, biological process: regulation of DNA damage checkpoint. Gene Ontology annotation, molecular function: DNA binding; protein binding. Bases 72 to 989 code for a protein of 305 amino acids. The transcript has 8 exons. The record is from RefSeq and is a predicted model, not a curated record.
AGCAGAGAAUAUCAAAAUUUUCUUUGACGUCUGAUCGAAUACGAAAAGUUGUUCCAAAAAGAAUAACGACGAUGGCGUUUCAUCCAUGUUGUGAUAAAACGAUUGUAGCGGCUGGUGACAAUGCUGGAAACAUUGGCAUUUGGAAUGUGGACGCAAGCAAGGAAGAUGAUGACAUCAUCAUGUAUCGACCACACGCUGGUAACGUUCGACAAGUAUAUUUUCAUCCAUUCAGAAACAACAGUCUUUUUUCCUCGAGUGUCGAUGGAUCUUUGAGACGAGCAGACUUCAAUGGUUGUACUUUUGAAGAAAUUUAUGCAACCUAUGAUCACGUGAUUAACGGUUUUUCGUGUCCUCUCAACUCGCGGGAUAUUUUUUUAUUAGCACACGACGCUGGCUGUGUGGGAGUUUUGGAUACUAGAGAAACAAAGAAUGAAGCGAAAACUCAUGUUUGUCACGGCAAAAAUGUCAAAUGCAUCGAUUCAAGCAGUUCAAACGAAUAUCUCUUCUGCACUUCGUCGAGCGAUGCGAUUGUUGCAUUAUGGGACUUACGAAAUCUCAAAGGGAUCAAAUCAAGUUUGGACACAUUUGAAAAGCACAGUCGUUCCAUAUCGUCAUCUUAUUUUUCUCCUGGUGAUGGAAAGUACAUUUUGACAACGUGUUGGGAUGAUACUGUUAAAGUGUUGGAAGUUACAACCUCAUGGAAACUUGAAAUGAAACGAAAUUUUCAACAUUACAAUCACACGAAUCGUUGGUUAACGCCUUUAAAGGCUUCGUGGGAUCCACGCAAUGAUCGUGGAUUUGUUAUUGGUAGUCUUUUAUAUAGUCGACGCAUUCAAUUUUAUCAUGUGGAACAAAUGGAAACGUCCCCACUGUUGGAAAAGUUUGAUCCAAACUUCACGACAAUCACAUCAAUAAAUGUUUUUCAUCCGACAAGGAGCAUUCUUGGCGCUGGAAAUUCGAGUGGCAAAAUUUAUAUAUGGUCAGAUUAAAAUUAUUUAUUUCAUCUCUUAUUACUCAGAGAGAUUUUUUCCUUUUUUUUAUGUAUAGUUAGUUAGAUGAAUGGUUUUCAAAAUCCAUUUAUAUUGUUUUCAUCUUCAUGUGGAAAUUAUAAUUUCUUUCAAAGAA